Lates calcarifer (barramundi perch) is the source of this 701-nucleotide messenger RNA. RefSeq names its product nuclear transport factor 2-like export factor 2 (gene nxt2). The record is from RefSeq and is a predicted model, not a curated record. The transcript has 4 exons. Gene Ontology annotation, cellular component: nuclear pore central transport channel. The coding region runs from base 161 to 592 and encodes 143 amino acids. NCBI's taxonomy places the organism in Eukaryota, Metazoa, Chordata, Actinopteri, Centropomidae. Gene Ontology annotation, biological process: protein import into nucleus.
UUUGGUAGGUAACGUUGGUGACCGGAGGAAGUAAUACCUGCGACAAGUGGCGUUGGUUGCUAACUGAAGAACAAAGAUUCUAACUUGAUGAUAGAAAAGAUUUACCACUGUCCUUGCUAUAUUAUUGUCCAGUCUUGUUUCGACCUGUUUAUCUAUACUCAUGGCUAGCACGUUGGAUUUCAGGACCCAUGUCGACCAGUCAUGCAGAUAUUCAGAGGAAUUUGUCAACAUUUACUACGACUGCAUGGACAAGAAAAGGAGGAACUUGACGCGACUCUACCUGGACAAGGCGACGUUAGUGUGGAAUGGCAACGCAGUGUCAGGACAGGACGCUCUGGGCGAGUUUUUCGAGUCGCUGCCAUCGAGCGAGUUCCAAGUUCACACACUGGAUUGUCAGCCAGUUCAUGAACAAGCAACCCAAGGCCAGACUACACUGCUUGUGGUGACUGGUGGGAUCGUUAAGUUUGAAGGGAACAAACAGCGUUUCUUCAAUCAGAACUUUCUUUUAACGGCUCAGGCUUCACCCAACAAUGACCAGCCUGUUUGGAAGAUUGCUAGUGACUGUUUCAGAUUUCAAGACUGGAACAGCUGAGGCUCUGCUCAUCUACACUCUCAGUCAACACUCGUAAUCUUGAAAAUCAGCAUGCUGUUGGUUCAUUUCUAUUUAGUUUUUGUAAUGAAAUAAAAAAUGUCAUACAACA